This is a messenger RNA of Pelobates cultripes (western spadefoot toad), 21508 nucleotides long. The record is from the annotation of a GenBank genome assembly. NCBI's taxonomy places the organism in Eukaryota, Metazoa, Chordata, Amphibia, Anura, Pelobatidae.
CUGGCUCUGAUCCAAGACAAACCAAAGAGAGCGUGCAGCCCAUCUUAUUGAUUUUACCCAGCCUGCAGAUCUUUUCAUCUUUUCUCCUUCUUCCUAACGGAGACAUCUGCAGAGUACAGACAGGUUCUCCAGUACAUGUAUCCCCGCCUUCUGCUUUGUAUUCCCAGCACAUACUCCGCACACACCCUGUCUGUCUCGAUCUCCCUUACAAUUCCCUCUCCUGCUAUUUCUUCGCUACCUGUAAAAAUCUAGAUCUUAAAGGAACAGCGCACCCAGCUUCCGAAGAGGUGACGGUGACCUUGGCCAGGUUGUGUGGGUACCACUUCCUCGCAUUGUCUGUGUUCUGUACACCGAAAACAACAACAAAGCCUUUUAUCCAUCUCCUGCUGUCACCCGAUUUCCUAUGGCAAAUGAGAGAUCUUCUUUGCAAAAGCUACCAUUGAACUGCAUGGGGAAUUCAAGCACUCUUUUGUACACCAGUGGUAAGUGACUAAAACACUGACUAUGGGGUUGAUUUACUAAACUCUGAAUUGUAGAGAAAUUUAAAAUAUGGCAAAAAUUUAGACUAAAAUAGCCGAGCUAAGAUGGAGAAUAUUCCCAGAUCGUCUAGUUUAGCCUGCAUUUUGGCAUUCAUGCUUCAAUUCAUUGCCGUUUUGGCAUUUAAUGAAUAAACCCUAAUGUAUAUGUAAUGCAUAUAUGGCGUGUGUAUGUUAUAUGUUCACGUGUGUGUGUGCACAUCAUUCUAAUCUGAUUUGCUUUCACUAGGAAAUUUACAUAAAAUGGGUUUGAGGCAAAUCCUUUGUUGGAUUGCAAAAAAAUCUUGUUUCUUAAAAUCUCUGAUAAAGGCUGUUUUUGGUUACAUGCAUCCAGACUUAACCCAACAGCUGCUGAUUGACUACAUUUCCCAGAAUCCUCUGACUGCCAUUGGCAAUAUGCAAUAUAUAGUCCAGUAACAGAUAAAGGAGCAAAGAUAUUUGCCAUUCUGGUCUAUUUUCAAUCUGCAAUGUGAAGAUUCUUCGGUUUUAUAUAUUUUUUUUUAAAUAAAAAAAAUAAAACAGCACUAUUAACCCCUUAAGGGCCAAUAUCUCAUUAUAAUCUGGUCCCUAAUGUCCUUCUUUUUUAACAUCAUCUGCUUUAUACACCUAUUUUUAUGCUGUUGCCAAGUAAUUGGAACAUUGAUUUCUGAUUUAGUUACCUUAAAUACUACACACCUGUUAAAAUAUUAACCCUUUAGGAUCAAAAGCAAUACAAUUCCAUUGAAGAUUCUAUCUGCAAAAUGGCCAUAUUUUUAGGGUAGUAAGCAAGAUGCCUAUUGCGAGCUCAAAUAGAUUCUGUAGGAAAUGUGUCUACUUGUAGCUUAUUGCACGGCCAGCGACUGAAACAGACCAUGAAAUAUUUAUUUGGGUAUCAUCUUCCUCUUGCUCAGUAUUUUUGGCUCUUAGGGGGUUUAUUUACCAAACAAUGAAUUGGAGUGAAUUGAAAACUACACUUUCAAAAUUUAGGAAAAGAUUGUCAAAGUGUAACAACUGAGUAGAAGUGUGUGUGUGUGUGUGUGUGUGUGUGUGUGUGUAUGUAUGUAUGUUUUUUUUGUUUGUUUUUUGCAGUUUGGUUUAUUAAUUCACUGCAAUUAGAUAUUUUGGAAAUAACUCAGUCUAUUUAAAUGCGAUUAUACUCUGAGAGUGGUAAUGGCAUUUAGAGUAGAGAAAGCAUCUGUACUAAUUUCACCCCAAAAUGCAACUGUAUUUAGUUCCACAGCUGUCUCCUAGCUAUGUAGUCAGCCAUUUUGAAGAAGUCCUUUCGUCAGAGGGCUGGCUCAUUAGAGGGAUGUCAGAUCUUAGGAAAGCAUUAGGUGUCCAGGGGUUUUUGUUGUAUGCCACAAUAUCUGUUCGUAUAUGACUUAAUAUUAAUGGAAUUUUACCCAAUAUUUGCCUGCGCAUUUUGCCUCUUCAUCAUUUGCAAUACAGCUGUAAUUCUGAGCACUUGCUAGUCAGUCUAAUAAUUUCAGACCAGCAGGUGUAUGAAAUGGAACAAGAGGGCCAAGCCUGUGAUAUCUUGUAGCUGUGUUCUGUGGACCAAUCAAAUGCUAAGAGAAGCAUUUUGAUUGGACCACAGACAAUGAAACAAUGACACCUCGUGACAAUAGAGAAGGCGGGGGAAUCAUCAGGGGGAACUUGGCCUCACACUGAAUUCAAGGCAACUUUGUGAUGAAGGGAGGUUGUGUAAUUUAAAAAAAAAAUUUUUUAACCAGCAUAACAGAGGGAGAGUAAGUGCAAAGUACCAGUAGGGAAGUUAAAAUAAGUGUUCAAAAACUGGUUUUAGCAACCUUUUUAACUCAAGGCCUAUAUUGGAUGAGAGUGAUGUAGGUAUCCAUCUUUAUUAUCCUAUUUGCAUAUUGCUGAUGGUCACUCACUUUCAUGUGAUCCUGGUGAGAAUUUUGGAGUCUCACACACAGAAAGUAGGCCAUAGUUCUAAAAGUGAAGCCGUCCCCAUGCAAGCAGCAAAAACGUACCACUAGUUGCCAUGGUGAUUGCUCAACUUCUAGAUCUUUUAGCCACUCCUUUUAAAUGUCCUGCAUUGUAUGUCCUUAUGCCCAAUUUGCCACCAAGGCCACGGCUUUAGAGCAGCAGGCAGGAGAAGGGGUGGCAUAGCCAGAGAGGGAGAUCAAAGAUAUCCCUAACUGGCCAGCCCAUCCUCCUGCUGUGUGUGGCUAUGGCCACCAAGGACAAAUUCCCCGGGCCGGCCACUGCAGAGCCGGUGCUAAAUACAGCGAGGCUCUCCCUCAUCUUUAUUACAUUGGAGCGUUGUCGCUGGUUAUCACGGCAGUGUUUUGAUACAUUCCGGUUAGAAAGAGUUCUAUCUCCCUCUGCACCACCAGGAAAUUAUGUUAACCCCAACCUGGCCCAAGGUUAAGCCUGCGGUAGGGAGAAUACACAUUUAUAAAGCCUGUCACCCGACUAUGCCCACUAUCCUCCCCAAAAUAGUCUUUGUCCUCCAACUACUGCCUCUUUUCCCCCACUAUAGCCCCUGUCAUCCCACUACAGCCAUUGUCACCCUCACUAUCCAUCCCACUAUAGUCCCUAAUCCUCUCACUAUAGCCCUUGUCACCCCAUUAUAGCCAAUGAUGCUGACCGUGGGAGACAGAGCAUGGUAAACUCAGCACUGCCCUUAUGUCAGUGUCCUAAACUUCCCUAGUAACAUCCUCUGUAUUGCAUUUGGUUUCCCUGUAAAUUUUAGCUGAAUGCAAACCGCUCUCCUAAUGCACUGUAAACCAAUUUAGCUACAACCAUUCCUCAUCUCUUUAAUAAAAGAAUGACCCCUUUGUGUGCUGCCAAUAUCCAUUUCCAUAACGUCCUCUUGAUCAAGAGCCAAAUCUGUAACUCAUACUGAAGGUCAGGUUCUACAUGUAAGCAAUUGGAUUUAUUUGAUCAGAUUAUGUUUCUAUGAAUAUUUAUUCUGUAGACGCAUUUCACCUUAUUACAGUAUGUGAAGCAUUGUUCAUCACCAAUUCCCUAAAUGUCUUGUUUACCUGUUAUGCAGAAUAUUUUAUAAAUGUAAUGUCACAGGACCCUUUAUAAAUUCUGUUCUGUCUUUAUACAAAUAGAGAGGGGACUCACGGGAACAAAAUCCUUUUGAUAUCGCUGGUGAUUUAGAACACUGGACACAUCAUUCUGUGUCCCUCUUGUAUUUACUGCUAACAGAAUACAUUAAGCCCUGAAGAAUCAAAGUUAGUGAUCGCAAAAUAAGUUCAGAUUUUUACAUCAAAUACUGUUCAUAAUGAGAGAUUUCUCUGUGAUGUUAUUUAGCCUACCUUUACGUGCCCCUGCCUGACACUGACCGCUAGCGAGAACAUUUUUUUUUUAUGUACAGUUUGUUUUCCUCUGUAUUGCAGGUCUCUCCAGUAGUAGAGAUAAUCCAGCUGGAAGAAAAGAAGUUUCUAUAACUGCACCUAGAACAUUGAGUGAACUAUCUCUGUCUGGUCUCCUGGAUAAAUUACAUGUCAAUCAAACUGACAUGCACAAGUAAGACAAUGUUUUAUACGAAGUGUGAAUAACCUUCUCUAGCAAAUAUUGCGGUGUGAAAAUCUAUAUCUUUAUGCAUGUAAUGUAAAGGUCAAAACUGUUUCUAAAACAAACUGUACUCCAGGUUAAAGGCACUAAUAUAUUGUCACCAGGGCCGGCCUUAGGCAAUUAGGCGCCCUGUGCAAAAAGUCUUCACGGCGCCCCCCCCACCUCCCACCAAGUUGCCUGAAUACAGUAACACACACAGGCACCGGGGACGUGUGUAUCACGAGGCAAACAAGGCAUCUGCCUUGGGCGCCACUUUGCAGGGGGCGGCAAAAAAAAGCAUCCCUCCAAACCCCCAGGCAGAUCCCUUGCUUGCCUCGCAUCCUGGGGGGCUCAAGAGCUGACCGGCUGGCCACUUUUGAGCCCCCCCAAGGCUGGCAGCGGGCAGCGAAGGAGCAUACUCACCUGAGCUCUUCCUGCUCAGCUUCCUCUGCGCCGCUUAAUGAAGCCGGGAGCCAGAAUAUGACGUCAGUCCGGCUCCCGGCAUCACUAAGCGCUGCUUACUCAGCCUGUGCGCCCCCUGCCUGCCUGCCCAGCAGCCACACUGGACUGCUGGUAAGAAAUCCACUCCAGCUUUCCCAGGGAGGCUGGGUGGAUUUAAAAUAAAUGUAAAAAAUAUUAGUUUGUGAGUGUUAGUGGAAAUGUCUGUGUGUGUGUCUGUGAGUGUUUAUUUUGAAGUGAAUGUGUGUGUGUGUGUGUGUGUGUGUGUGUCUGUAAGUGUGUAAUUGUGUGUGUCUGUAAGUGAAUGUGUGUGUGUCUGUGAGUGAAUGUGUGUGUUGGUCAGUGAGUGUAUAUGUGUCAGUCAGUGAGUGUGUAUGUCAGUCAGUGAGUGUGUAUGUGUCAGUCAGUGAGUGUGUAUGUGUCGUCAGUGAGUGUGUAUGUGUCGUCAGUGAGUGUGUAUGUGUCGUCAGUGAGUGUGCGUCUGUCAGUGAGUGAGCGUCUGUCAGUCAAAGUGCGGCCUUGACAGGAAGGGGUGGGGGAAAUUUAAACUCGGUUACAGGCAUGUACACACACACUCAGUUAAAGGCAGUCACACAUACAGGCACAGGCACAAACAAUGGCACAGCUACAGCGACACACACAGACAGACAGUCACAUAGGCAGUCACACACACAGACAGACACACAGUAACACACACAUAGACAGUUAUACACACACAGGUAGGCAGUCACACAGAUAGAAAGUCACACACACAGGCAGGCAGUCACACACAGACAGAUAGUUACAGACAGACACACACAGGCAGGCAGUCACAUACAGGCAGUCACACACACAGGCAGUCACACACACAGACAGACAGUCACACACACAGACAGUCACACAGACAGACAGUCUCACAGUCACAUACAUGGGCAGUCACACAGACAGACAGUCACAUACAGACAGACAGUCACACAGACAGACAGUCACACACCACGGGCAGUCACACACCGCGGGCAGUCACACACGGGCAGUCACACACCGCGGGCAGUCACACACACCGCGGGCAGUCACACACACGGGCAGUCACACACCGCAGACAGUCACACACCCGCGGGCAGUCACACACACGGGCGAGGUCACACACCCGCGGGCAGUCACACACACGGGCAGUCACACACACGGGCAGUCACACGCGGGCAGUCACACAGACACGGGCAGUCACACACACGGGCAGUCACACAGACUGACAGUCACACAGACUGACAGUCACACAGACUGACAGUCACACAGACUGACAGUCACACAGACUGACAGUCACACAGACUGACAGUCACACAGACUGACAGUCACACAGACUGACAGUCACACAGACUGACAGUCACACAGGCAGACAGUCACACAGGCAGACAGUCACACAGGCAGACAGUCACACAGGCAGACAGUCACACAGGCAGACAGUCACACAGGCAGACAGUCACACAGGCAGACAGUCACACACAGAGACAGUCACACACACACACAGAGACAGACAGUCACACACACACAGAGACAGACAGUCACACACACACACACAGACAGACAGUCACACAAACAGGCAAACAGUCACACACACUUACCUCUUUCCAGUGGAUGCAGUUGGCUGAUGGGGAAGCAUCUUUCCCUCUUCCUGUACAGCAGGGGCUUCGGGAGGUAUUAGCCCCGUCUCCGCCUCUCGAUAAGCCCCGCCUCCGCCGCUCGGUAAACCCCGCCCCCUCUGCCGCGAUUUUUUUUUUUUUUAAAUAGACCCGGGUGGAGAAUAAUUAAUCCUCCAGCCAGGUACCUCUUUUAGCUCCCCUGCACUCCGGCCAUGAGUGAGCUGUGUCGGCCACAGGGCGCCCCCUGUUCCAUGGCGCCCUGUGCGGUCGCACAGCUCGCACACCCCUAAGGCCGGCCCUGAUUGUCACUUUCUACUGUCCCUAGACAGGAGCUAUAGCAUAUUCAGAGAACUUGUGAAAUAACGGAAAACUAAAAUAUAAAAAAUAUUUUUUUCUUUUUUCAAAUAUCUCGUUCACUUUAUGAUCAACCAUGUGUAAUGGAAAAGCUUUAGAAAGGGUAUUUGGGGUGCCCCGGAAACAGAGUCCUAGGACCGAUAAUGGAGAUUCUAUGCAAGUAUUGAUGCACAGAAUCUAACUCAUUGGCUGAGAGCUUUCAGCCAACAGAGUGGCAGGAUUGGUAUCAAAGCAAAAAAGAAAUGAUGAUGACUCUGAGAACGGACAAAAGCUUAGAGUAAACUCAAUAGCUUGCUUUUCGGUACAUUCCUGCUCAGGUCUCAAAAUAGGUUUUGCUCACUUACACCAUUACAGAGAGAACAUAUCUGAAGCCUAUCAGACUGAUCCCACCUGUAGGGGCAGUCGAGAUCCGAAAUGCCAGCAAGUUCCCUCUGCACGAGAGAUACAGCAACCCCAGACUAUCGUUUCAGCCUUCUUCUGGGCCUCGUCAGUGAGGUGUAGAUGAUAUCCCUCUAGGCACAGUGAGCACGGGGUCCACCUCUGGAUUACCCUUUUAACUUGGGAGGGCUCUGCAAAUGCCAGGUGUCAAAAGACAUGGCAUCCGAAAGGAUAAGGUAAGAGGGCAAAUCAUUCUAAAACGGCUUGCCCAAUAACUGGGAACGGCUUCAGGGUACAUUCAACAUCAUAACCACUAAUGUGGUUAUGAUGGUUGGAGUAACACUUUAAAUAGUGUGGCAGGACAUGGGUUGACCUUAGACUGACUAAAAGUGGACAACGCUAGUCUUGUAGUAUAGAAGCCACCCAAAAACUGUCUCAGUACUGAUCGUAUUGUCUCCAUUACUUCUACAAACCAUGCUCCACAGCAUAUGUGGCAAUUCUAAAAUUUUAUUUUUGGAGCUGAAUUUGCGAAUUCCCACGGACUGCAACAUGAAAUAAAUCCAACAGAUGCCAAAUUAAUCCAUGGAGUACUUCAAGCAAGUAAAUGUAUAUUUUUUUAGUUUGUUUUUUUUUCUUCCUAUAAUUAGUAAGGUAAUUUUAUAAUGGAAUUAAUUAAUCAGCACUUAGCAGCUGGCUAAAAAAAAUACAUGUGUAAGGAUUUGAGUUAUCUUUGACCAAAUGGGCUUUACAAUGAAAGUAAAUUGCUUUACAAGAGAAAUCAAUUUGAAAAUGUCUGUUUUUGCCAGACAAUCUGUUUUCUUUGACAAAGUACACAAUCACAAAGCAGUGUACAUCUAGGAGUUGGGGGAUGGAAGGACUGCAAUAAUGCUAAGUUUGGUGCAAUAAAAUGUCUUCUGCAUAUUUUUUACUGGCAUCAAACACCCCCUGCAUAAUCCAAAGGAUUUGUGCCUGGACUUGAGUAAAUUGAUGCAAUCUUCCCUGACUUCAAAAUUAAAGGAUAUGAGUCAGAUGAUGAACAGAAAGCUUGGCAUACAGCGUGGGGAUCUAUUAAAUAUGUCCCAAUCUUGUGCAAUGACCUCUGUGUUAAUUCAAGGUCAUUUAAUGGGUAAAGAGAAUCAGUCCUGCUUUUAAUGUAUCUUCAUGGAAAAACAGACGUGGAGGUCAGAUCAAACUACAUUUCAUUCUGGCUUUUUUUGACCUGUCUAAACAUAGCUCCUUUUAAGGACAUCAGCAUGUUGUCUUGCUUUGCCCAGCGUAACAGCUGCGCGUUUGGCGAUAGUUGUUGUUGUUUUGUCAUUUGUAAUGGUCCCUGGACCAACACAAUUAUACACUUUAAAUGAUUCUUUAGCAAGGAUCCACCUUAGAUUAAAAAAGACAUGGGUAUGACUCAAAGAGAAUGGCCUACAAAGAACCUUCAGCCAUGCAAAAUGUGUGGUUUGGCUACAAAUAAAAAUCAGGCUUGUGGUCGUUGAAUAGCGGUAAAAGUUGCUGUGAGGUUGUGCUGUUUGUUUUCUUCUUUGUAGGAAUAUGUAGCAUGGAAUCGUUUUGAUAUCCUACUCCUUCUCUAACUUCUCAUUGUCUAUUUAGAAUGCUCACCUACCAUUAUGUAGGAUCGCAUUGUGUUUUUAGUAGCGGGAACAUCUUCCAUAUACUGGACAUUUGUCCACACAUCCUCACUAUAUAUUUAUUAUGACAUUUUACCGGUGUAUUUGUUCCUUUGUUCAAUCCUGUUCUCCUUUUCCUACUGAUGUCAAGGGUUUCAUUUUUAAUCUCAAUUUACCAUUGAUUAAAUUGUGACUCUGUAUUAAAAUGAUUUUAGGACAUGGUUUCCUUCACCAAGUGUUUGGUCUUAUAUUUCAAUGGAUUUUUUUUUUUCUGUUUAGUUUUCCAAUUGUAACGCGUUUCAUUGAAAGUUUAGUUUCUGUUCCUCUUGUAGCAGUUCACUAAAUUAGAAUAAAGAAGUUAUUAAUAUCUCGUUAUUGGGUAACUUUGGUUUUUGUUUUUUUUUCUGGUUAAUUCCAUUUGCCUCUAGUGGAAUAUUUAGAAAAUAAUAUUCUAUUUUAUUUAUUUGUUUUUAAUUUUUUUUUUAAAUUUUUUUUUAUCAAAGCAGUAAGGUGGGUGGGGGUGUCGGGUCAUUUUGUCUCUGGUUUACGAUGUUCCACUUCUGCUAUUACAAAGGACAGACCAGACAUUGAAGGCAGUUUGUCCAAUCUCGCAAUAUUCUGCUCUGGAGACUUUUAUGAUCAAAAUAACUUUUAUUAUAAGGUACACUGUGAUUAAAGAGUACUUUACACAUUAGUUAAUAACACCAUAACUAAUGAUAAUCUAUCCAUAUGUUAUAUUCCAUAAACAUUGUUAACCAAGUAAAAUAAAAAUUGGUUGGUAAGUAGCACAGUAUUUGAGGGCUGUGUGUCUCUUUGCUCGAAGUAGUAUGUUGCUGAAUGUAGGCAUAAAGACCGGUUGAGACAUCUAUACCAAAUGUUUCAAUUGGUUGAUUUAAUUCUCUAAUAAAAUAAAAGUUCUGCAGUCCUUUCUCUCGAGGACUCCAAGACUGAUGCUAUAAAUGUAUAAACGUUGUAGUCCACUGACAAAUCCAUCACUUGUAUCCCCAUUGUGUUGGGGUUGAUGCUGUAGACGUUGUAUUAAUGAUAUAUUGGCUCAUGUUAGUCCACCCAUUGUACAGCGCUACGGAAUUUGAUGGCGCUUUAUAAAUAAUAUCUAUUCUAUAUAAAAUGAGGUUUUGUGCUCUGCAUUGUCGAUGGAAGUCAUAUUACUAAAGAGCUUUUCUUCUAUUUUUUAAAAGGUGGUUGCCAUGGUAACUGCCAAAACAGAAUGCAUAAUUAACUUCUGGGAGGGGGGAUUCCCCCCCUUAAUCAAGGAAAGUUUCUAUCAGUUCCUCUUCUAGAGGUUGACAAAGAAUAAUAAAUGUGAUUAGUUCCUAUACUUCCAGAUCAAAAAUAUCCAACACUUUAAAAGGGUCUAUAUGUUUAUCCCUGUUACUUUGCUUCAGCUUACAUUUUAAAAAGAUUUUUAAAAAUCCCAGUACUUUUAUUUCUUCAGACAUUCCCCAUGUGGGGCCUGACCAAUAUACACAUUUGGAUCAACUUCUACAAAAUGGGAUAGAAUCUUGUACUUUUUACGUGCCUAUGUCAAGGAAAGUGGUUGAGCCAGCAGGGGUAGGAAACCUUCGGCACUCCAGAUGUUAUGGGCUACAUUUCUUACCCCCCCCCCCUUCGAUGCAUUGCAUUAUGGGAGAUCAACAAAAAAACAAGGAUAGUACUAAACACAGGUGAAAUUAAAGUUCCUACUUACUACACAGGAGCACUACAUAGAUGAUCAAGGCAUAACGUUUAUGUUCUAUAAACCUAAACUUUAUCUUAUUUGCACCACACUGUGAAGCCUAUGGAUUUGUACCUUUUUUUUAAGCAUUAUGGGAGAUGCAGUCCACAACAUCUGCAGUGCCUACUCGUGUUUUAGAAUAUUUCUCCAACACUACCCAUGGUAACUUAGGAUAUAAAUCGAAGUCUUUGAUUAACUAAUACGUGAAAUAAUAAAAAGACUAGACCUCUCAUUAUGUGAACGAUGUACUUCGAUAUCUAUACCCUAUUCAUUAUAAUAAUGGAUAAUCAUGCAUGAGUUGCUGUUGUGUCCUCCUCUGACAUCCUAUAUAUUUUGAUUUUCAGAAAUUCACACAAACCAGAGUAACGCCUUCCCUGAUUAUUUUGGUUACGUUCGAAGCAAUAAUGAUACCAGCUUGCUGGUGUCCCCACUGGUUGUGGCUGGGAUAGUAAUAGGUCUGGUCCUCUUUCUAUCCUGUGUUACCAUAAUCAUCGGGAGUUUGAGAAAAGAUGGUGGAGUAAGAGAUUGGCGCAUGGAGGCAGAACCGAGUUACGGUAUGAUAAUCAAAAUUUCAGCUUCUGUUUUUAAUGGGAAAUACAGUAAAUCUGAACUGUAUUGAAAGUACAAAACAAAGGCCUGUUUCACUUCCUUUCGACUGUCCAAACACUGUUGUGAUUUAAUAUCUCUGUUCCACAUCACGAAUUACAGAAUGCCUUUGUAAGCACAGGUAUCUGAUCCAAAAAUGCUUUCUUUAGAUUAAUAUGUGAAUCUCAGGAUUUUUUUUAUAGCCUACUUAUGAUUAAAUCUCUCUAACCAUAAGCUUGUCUACAAGCUUAAGUUUCCUCAUAGAAACAUAGAAUGUGAGGGCAGAUGAGAACGACUCAGCCGAUCUAGUCUGCUCAAUUUUCUGAAUACUCUCACUAGUCCCUGGCCUUAUCUUAUAGUUAGGAUAGCCUUAUGCCUAUCCCACGCAUGCUUAAACUCCUUUACUGUGUUAACCUCUACCACUUCAGCUGGAAGGCUAUUCAAUGCAUCCACUACCCUCUCAGUAAAGUAAUACUUCCUGAUAUUUUUAAACCUUUGCCCUUCUAAUUUAAGACUGUCCUCUUGUUGUGGUUUAUUUUUUUUAUUUUUUUAAAUAUAUUGUCCUCCUAUCCCCCCUGUCUCAUCUUUCCUCCAAGCUAUACAUGUUAAGAUCCUUUAACCUUUCCUUGUAAGUUUUAUCCCGCAAUCCAUGAACCAGUUUAGUAGCCCUUCUCUGGAGUUAUGGUAUCCAGUACUGUGUACAGUACUCCAAGUGAGGUCUCACCAGUGUUCUGUACAAUGGCAUGAGCAUUUCUCUCUUUAUACUGCUAAUACCUUUUCCGUGUACAAGAUCGAUAUCAAUAGGAAAACUUUUUUUUUUUUUAUCUGACAUUUUGAGGUAUAAAUGCAGGAUACGGUGUGACACAGGCCAGAAGGAGGCACGUAGCAUGCCAGGCUCACUAGGCAGUCCAACGUUAGUUCCCCAUGCACAGAGCGCUCCUGAACCACAAAGCUCUUGCUAGGGUAACUGGUCAUUAAUGUUGAGUAUGCCAUUGAUUGAGUGACAGGACGGCUGGUGGUCCUCUUAGGUCUAUGCUAAGAAUUGAUUGACAGGUGGGGAUGGGACGACUUACUGUUGGAUUGACACCAAGCUUUGAUCGAAAAUAAAGAUUUUGUAAAAAACAAACUGGGAGAGUUGUAAGUGUGAAAUGUAUACAUUUGUUAGCAUUUUUUUAAAUGUUCUGUUCUUUUUAUAAACCUAUCCUGUGUAUAUUUAAAACUGAGGGUUAAUCGAUCAUUAGACUUCCCUAUUUAGUAAAUAACAUGGAACUGGGUAAUUCUUAACAUUCCAUCCUUGUUAUAAGCUCCUGCCUUUGUCAUUGAACACAAUACAUGGAGGUGAAGACACAGAAAUAAAGCUUCCUAUUCUCCAUGCUACAUGCGUCAUGGCUGUGCCAAGACUCACCUGGAUUGUGACCCCCAACAACCAAAUCUUUAAUGUACAUUUAAAAUGAAACAUGGCAUUACAUGAAAAAAAAUGAACAAACGUUUAUAGGUGAUUUUCGAAAAACAAAUUCAAUGGUGCAAUUCUCUGUAAAGUGCUGGCUCCCCUUUAAUUAAAACAACCAGUUAUUUACCCAAAUUCCCAGCUUUAACCCAGAUUUAAUGCUACAACCACUUGUUUCUUUAUUUAUUACCAGAUGGGAUUUCCUAUGCGGUACCUGUCGGAGAUUUGAGAUCUGUAUGCACUGGGGAUCUUACACCAUCUUUUGAAUGUGGCUCGUAUCUGGAUUUCAAUGUUGCCUAUAUGGACUCUCCUCCGUGGUAAGUGUUAAAACGUUGUGACAUUUCAGCCACAAUCAGCCAGGAAGUAUUUUUCCUCUGUAGAGAGUUGACAUGUACCUUGUUGAUCAUUAAAAAAAACCAAUGGCAGAGCCUAAACUGCAUAUGUAGCAUUCACUUAGCAACCCAUUCUUAAAAAUCAAUGAACCAAUCUUCAACCGCCACGUCAUCUGUAAUAAUAUUGAUUCUGAAAACGACCUUUAGACCUUUCCUAGUGUCAUAUAGUCUAUGCAUCACUAGGGAAGUCAUAGCAGUAAACCAUUUAUUGAGUGGGACCCAUUUAAAAUAAGGUGCCUGGAGUGACACCAAUAGCUUAUGUAACCAGAUUUGGUUCUUGACGAGGGCACUAAACUGUUGUUAGAUAAACUGUUGGUAGAUAUAGCUAAAACUUAUUUUAUUUGUAUUAUUUUAAUGUACCCACGUAUGGGUUGGCUGACUUUUCCACUACUGAUUAGUUUUUCUUCUUGUUUAAAAAGAUGUUUCUGAGUAUUUCUUCGUUGGGAAUUUUUAUAUCAACUGGAGGCUUCAGGUUUUAUCCAAACCGUCUCAAUCUGAGUGCAACAGAAUUAAAAUGAGGGGUUUCUUUUUUUAUUUACGUACCUUAUCUCCGCGCCAAUGUCCCUCUGUGCUGGGUCAAAGCUCCACCUCCGUCCUUUGACAAGCAGGCACUAAUGUGCAUGCACAGUUCAGGCCGCGCGCAUUAGACAUCCCCAUAGGAAAGUAUUGAAUCAAUGCUUUCUUAUGGGGGGGAAAAUCUGGCGCUUGAUAUCAUGUAGAGCGUGAGGACAUCCAGCAUCAGAUACCAGAUAAUACAUUCGUUUGGAUGCAGGAAGUGCCUCCAGUGGCUGUCUGGGAGAGGCAAGCUUAGUGCUGCAAUGUAAACAUUGCAGCUUCUCUGGAACUACAAGAUUUAACAUUGCAGCACUAAGGGCAAUAGGGACAUUGCACCCAGACCACUUCAAUGAGCUGAAGUGGUCUGGGUUCCUGUAGUGUCCUUUUAAGUAGCUAAACUGGAAACAUGCUCAAGUCGGUUCUGUUACGCUAUCCUUAUAUUUGAUUCUGAAUUCUCACUAUAGUAAAUAACACUGUCAUUUGCAAAAUCCAAUAAACAUAAUACAUGAGUUUAUAUAUUUUUUUGUUGUUUUACUUCCUUUUUUCUUGUAUUAUUUGAGUCAGCCUGUAUGUCACUUGCUAUAAAUGGCAGAUUUGUAAAUACUGUGUGGGUGAAACUAGUGACUCCCCCAGUACAAUAUGUAGGCUUAGGAUAAGUUUAGAAAUGAGAAGUUGAAUGGCAGAGACUGUCACGAGAUCUUGUAGUGAAUGGCAGAGAGACUGUCACGAGAUCUUGUAGUGAAUGGCAGAGAGACUGUCACGAGAUCUUGUAGACUAUUACAUUGGCGAUAAAAAAACUCAGAAAAGGUUGCACGGGAAACCAAUAUUUUGUUAUACCCACAAGUGACAAGAUGUUCCUCUAAUGUCAGAUUGCAUUUUUUUUUUGUUUUUUUUAAUAUUCGAAAGACUGUGGAACUAUGAAAGUGUCCAUGAAUGCUUACAUUUUUUAAUUCCAUUUUUGUGAUUUCUAAAGGAACGCUCUAAACACCAUAACCAUUAUAGCCCACUGUAAAAGUUAUGGUACCAGGAGUGCCCUGGCAAUCACACUGUAAAUAGUCAAGCUGUUUGGUAAAGGUCUGACUGUUGCCUUGAAUCCGUCCGGCACUGUUACAUUGGUGGGUGCCAGAGCACCAUAACUACUACCAAGCACUGUAGUGGUUAUGGUGCUUGGAGGGGUCCUUUAAAGGUGGGCACUUUAGUCACCCAGAAGUUUGUCUCAAUUAAGUGGUCUAGGUGCAGUGCACCAGUCUGAGAAACUGCAAUAAUCACAUUGCAGGACAAAGACUGCCUCUAGGGCCUGUCAAUCAGGCAGCCACUAGAGGCACUUCCUGGUGGUUAAUGCAUUUUUAUUCGCCUAACUGAUGCUGGACAUCCUCGCUGUCUGCAUAAGGACAUCCAACAAUAGUAAAAUUCCCCUGAGGAUUGACUCAGUGCUUUCCUAUGGGGAGGGCCUAAUACACUUGUCACGCAUGCACAUUACCCGUCCAAGCAAAAUGGGAACUGGUGUACAUACCCGCAUCAGUGAAGUGGACUGUCCUGAACAGGAUGAACUGAUGCUGAGCCUUUUCACACUUUACAAUUGUUUUGGACACCUCAAUGACAACUAAUGGGGAAACGGCAGUGGAUCUUGAAAGCUGGAUUUGAAGAUUAAAAUUGGAGAAACAAGGAUUUAAGUUACCUCUUCAGAUACAGCUUGUUCACACCAUAACUAUUCUAAUGGUAAUGUAGUGAUUUAAGAUCCGUGUAGUGUCUCUUUAAAGGUUACAAAAUGAGGGGGAAGUGUUUAGCAGAAACAAUGUGAAUAUGGCGUCCAUUAAGCAGACAGCUCUCGGGCCCCAGGCUGUGUGCAGUCUAUGAUUAAGGCAUUGAUCUGUGGGACAAACCAGGUCAAUAAUAAUUAACUUAACAUACAAGAGACAGACUGACUUGAUCUGACGGUGCGAGUAUUUUUAUGUUCAGUGAAGUUUAAUUUUAUUAGAUUUAACGAUAAUCGGAAAUAGUUGACUUUGAGCAAAUUCUUCUAAAGGUAAAUUGCUCCUGAUUUGCCAAAAUAAGUGUCCCCAUAACUAAUUCAGUUUUGGGGAGACUUUCACUUAUCAAUCUGCUUUAUUUAAUUUAAAGAAUAACUAUGGGGUGAAAUUGUAUUUCAGGAUUUUAAUUUGAAUUCUGCAGGUAUGGUUAUUUAAAAUGUGCAUACCUCCCAUCAAUUCAAAUUGGGAAAAGAGGGACACUUUAAUUUUGGGGUGGGUGGUGUGGACAGGAGGUGUGCUAUUCUUUGUAAUUCAUAUUUUGUCAUGACAGUCAAAAUUUGUCAGAAUAAUGUAUUCAAUGAUAAUAUAGAAUAAGAGCAAUGUAUCUUAAUUACACAGACUGAUUUCUAAACAUGUUUAUUGUAGUUCUAAAGACCCAUCGCUGACUGUAAACAGAGCUUCUCAAGCAAUAAUACCCGGACACACCAAGAAAACCGCUCCUGGAAAAGAGGGUAAUUAGGAUAGAAAAGAUGUAGAGAGGUAAUUGGGCCCGAAGUAGGGAUUGUCCCUUCAAAUAUGGACACUUGGGGGGUAUGCAGUUUUGAAAGAUGUGAACAUCCAUUAUCUUUCCCUAGAUUUCCUCUUAAUGGGACACUGUAGGCACCAUAACCACUUCACAAAAUCCAAGUAAUAGGUGCAUGGCCCCACAUGACUGUUCACUGUUUAGCAGACAUACUCCGCCCUCAACAGCCUGCAGUUCAAUGAUAUUGUACGUUAGGCCAUACUUAUUCAUACCAAUGAUUGUCUGAGAGCACUCAGCAUAUCACUGAAUGGCAGGAAGGUGAGCAUAGCUCUACCGCUGCCACUUGGUCAGUGGAGGCUCAGAAUCUGUGAAUCUCUACUAAUUGAGUAAACCUUUUAGCAGUGAUGCGAGACCUGACAUCCAUGGACUCCCGGCACCAUAACCACUUCAGUCUAUUGACAUGGUUAUGGUGCCUACAAUUUUUUGCUUUAAGUUCAGCUAUUAUCAUAUAUCACAAUUUAUAGGUAUUGUAAUACCGUUGCUGGAUAAUGGAUAUAAUUAGUUAUAUACAGAAAAAAAGGCAGGUGUAGGCGCUCGCUAUAAUGUGAACAGGCAGCAGUAAAUCUAAAAGGAUUCCCAAACCUUGCGUAAGAUACAGAAAUGUGAUAAACCGCACCAAACAAAACAAAAAAAAAUCACACGGGUAUAUUUAAUCUUAACAAUAACCCAAUAAUGUGUAAUAAUUAAAAAAUCCAGUACCAGAAAAACCUCAAAAUUAAACAGAACUACAACAAAAAAGUGUAAUGUCUUAAUGGUUUUACAGAGAGCUAAGUAUAUAGGUGUCUAACUCACACUUUUCUGAGCUACUGAGAGUUCUGCUGUUUAGCGCUUUGACAGAACAAUCCCUGUCUUAGGAAAUAUAUAUAGAUGCACAAUUUUAUGUGUCCAGUACGACUAAAGCAGAGAGGGUUUAAUAGUGCAAUAUGUUAAAAUAUAUAAGGUGCACAAAAGCAAAGUAUCCUGCUUAUACUUUGGAGAGCAAUAAACUUGCUCUGGUGGUUUAUUGUAGAAUGAAUAUGUAUGUAAUAUUACAAGUAAAUAAAAUACAAUAAUAUAUAGAUAUAAAGAACGUGUCUAAGGUCACACUUUACGCGUUUCUCCCAGCAGGGCUUCCUCGGUGUGGAUGAUCCUCAAAAUGUCCAAGUUUAUAUAGGAAGUUCGUCUUUGAUUAGUGGAAUUAGGUGUGCUGAUUUACUUCUUGGUUCUUUGGGUCACCUGUCAUUCGGAAGUGGUAUAUAGAAGAACUAUUUAUCUAAAUACUUUUUACAGAUUUAUACUUUGUAUAUGCUAAUGUGAUUUAAAAAGAUAUAUAUUUGUCUCGAAUAUCUUAUAUAAAUGUAUUAAAAAAAAAAAGUGUUCCUUUUCCUUAUACCCAGGUGCUUUGCUAGAGUGCAAUCUAGUCUGUGUUUAUAUAUUGUAAUUACAUAUUACCGCAUUAAACAUUAUAAUAAUAAGCUCUGGGUGAACAGAUAUCCAGAUUCUCACCAAAUACUUUGUUCCCUAAUAGUGAACCUCUAUUACUCUAAAUAAAGCAUUGAUGUAUAUCUUGGCUAGGGAUUGUACAGUGACAAACUAUAUAUGAAGCUGGCCAGGAAUUAAACCAUUGCUUUACAGGGAGGACUAUAAAAGACCGUCUCAGGUAUAUGGGAGACCGGAUCACGGCGUGUACCUACUACCUGUAUCUGCAAAUAUAUUUUGCGCCUUCUUUGGUACCGUCCGGGUUCGUCGUCAAUGUCUUCUGCCUGCUGCUCAUUCAUUUAGUUGCUGCAGAGACUUAAUUUGAAAGCCAAUAUUAAAGCAGACAUGUGCCAGCGCCUGCCCUGGUUUCGGAAGCACUUGGCCUCCAUUAAACGUCUGUGUUUGAUAAGAUUGGGCUUACAGUCAGAAGGUUGUGAUUUACAAAAUGGAAUGGAAGUCGUCGUUGGCUUCCUAUCCAGGGGCAGUGAGCAUCUGUUAUCGAGGAGUAAUCAUCCCCCGCUUUAACCUGCAGCAUAUUUUACACACACAGCCUCCUAAUUGCUUUUAGAUUCUAGAGCUUGAUAUUUGCAGCUAAGAUUUUUUUUUUUCCACGCAUGUUUAAUGGGCCAUCUGGCCUGUACUGUACAGACUUAUGGCUUUAUAAAACAUUCUGUGCUGGAAAUGAGAUCUGAGGAGGAAGUGGACCAGCAGGCUUUUCAAGGGCAGUCCUUAAAGCACCCCAAAGCUACCUUUCUCCAACUUUUUCCCCUGGUCUUUCUCUCUACAAAUAUGUUUUUGUUUUUUUUUUUUCCUCUUUUUUUUUUUUGAUCUUUUUCUCGUAAAAUGCAUAAGACAAAGUAGGGACUACGUUGCCUUAUCUAUAUUAUUUUUUCUAUGCUUGCCAAAAAGUGGACACUUCCUUUGUCAAGUUUUUUAUUUUCCCACAAUACUUGCGUGCAUCACAUCCCUAGCCUAGAAUCUAGAGAUCAAGCCUCUGUGCUUUCCUGAGCGACGUUUGAAACCGUGGAUAUUUUGGGGGGACUUUCAGCCCAUGAAGGCAGCCAAUUAUUGUCACGGCCACGAUCCUUAAUAUGGCAGCGGCUUGGACCGAGAUCCGGCUUUGCAAAAGAGCCAAAAUAAAUGGGAAAAUUCCAGUGGCAAAAAAAUACAUGUGGGGAUAAUUAGGACUCAAAGGGGCAGUAAAAUAAAUUCGGGUUGGAAGGUGACAGAGCCGCUGUAAUCCUUCUGCCCCACAUUUCCUCCUUCAGCAGAUCACACUGCACCUUAGUGCUUUUUGAAAACUGCUGCAAUGAUAUUGGUUUUAAAAAUGUCAACAUGAAAAUGUUUUUAAAAACCAAAACCACAUCACUGUCUGGCUGAGAAUUAAAGGUGAACUCUCACUUCACUUGUCAAUUCAAUUUUUAUUUCACUUUUUUUCACAUCUUACAAAAACAUACUUGUUAAACACAGCGAUAAACAUAAUGUUUAAUAAGGCGAUUAAGUGACCUUUACUGCAAGAGAGAGGUUUCAAUAUGACAGUAGACAGCUGUAUCAGCCUCCUCCUCUGACCUAGUUACAAUUAGGCCUAGAGAGAUGUCUGGCCCAGUCUCAGAGUGGGAGAGAGUCUAGUAAUCUUAAAGAGAUACAACAAAGCUGUUUCACAAAUAGAAGACUCCCUUAACCAUCAGUCUCAGAUGAAGUAUCACAGUGUAUCUUUGUUCUGUGCUCACACCUUUCAACACUGUUUUUAUGAAACACAAUCCGUUUUGCAUCAUCCAAAAAGGUAUUUAUUCCCCUUGAGAAAUCCAACAUCAUGCACUAUAUCUUAAAUGUAUCCUUUGACAUUGGGAGCUAAUUUCUGGGUUUAUGAGAGGUGAAAUGUUGAUGGAAAUUAGUAAAGACUACGCUUAUUGACGUGCUCAUACUGCCAGUGAAUGCUGUAAAACUGGUGGAGGCACCACGCCAGUGACAAUCAAUAUCUACAUUCAGAAUGCAGUUAGAUAAUUUGCUUCUGACGGUUUCACAUCUCCAGGAAAGUGCCAGACUCGCUCAUCAGUUCCCCCGAGCCAGAUUCCAAACCCUUCGCUCCAUUACAAACACUCAGUGCAGCCAACUAGCUCAAUGCUAACCGUUUCAUUUACUCACACCAAGGUUGAAUAUCAGGAUUCCAAAUAGGUUAUAGCGAAAGAUGUAAUUUUAUUUCAAAAAAACAUUAAAAUCAGUACGUCUUAAAAUAAUCAAAUUUUAAUAAACCUCCUACAAAAGUAAAGGGGGAGAUAAGCUAAAUAAGUGUGUUUAGAAAUUAAAUAUGAUCAGCGUUUUAUUUGGCAACUGUUCUCCCCAUCCUAUUAUUAAGGCUGUUGUGCAGAAUAUAGCAACGUCCCACCAGACUCAUCAACUGUACGACCUUCUUCAUAUGAGGAUUCUUGAGUUGCAAUAAUAUCUGCAUGUGAUAUACAAUGUGAUGGUAGAAUAAUCGCUUUGGUUUGCAACCUGCAGCCAAAGCCUGAUCUUUCAAUUAGAACCUUGGCCAUCCAACUCUUUUUUUUUUUUUUUUGUUCUCAGAACCCUGACCUAGUGACAAGAUCUGAAAAACAAAAUUAACUAUCAGUACACACCCCAAAUAACCUCUCACUCUCUAAAAUGUGUGCUCACCACCAACACUAUCAAACUAAAUUACAAGUGAAUAUAGAAAAAUGAAGUAGAUCAAUCCCCAGGUCCAAAAUAUCUUAUGUAAUAUCACUGGAAAAACACAAGCAUAUACCACAUAUAGGGUAAAAUAGUACAAAACACCAAUCAAGUGCACGGUAAAUAAUGCACUUACAAGACAGCCAAAUAUAAUUGCUUUUUUUUUUACCCUUAGGGGUAUUUAUCUGGGCCAGAGAUUCUUGGUUAUAUUUCCAUAUAUAUAAUGGUUCCGGUAAAAUAAAGAGAACUACAAAAUAGUGCAAUAUCAUUUAAAAUCAAUAAAUGUAAUAAUAAUGGUUGCAUUUACAAGAAAAAUAUAAGAACAUGCACAUUGCCACUGGUAUGGUUUGCACUCCUGUAGUAGGCUUGUCAAUUCAUCCACCAAGCAUGGACUGUAGAAGUGGUUUAAAUAAAAUGAACAAAAAAUGAUUUAACAAAAUAAUCGCACAGUCCCAACUUUUCAUCUUAUGGCAAGACUUCCUCAGGGGUAGUCUUAUCAUAGGAUGGCUUACCAUAUGACAAAACGCAUUGGGACUCUGCUGAUGGAAGGGGUAAAACACUAGGAUACUGUUCGAGAAAGGGAAAGUCUGCGGGGAACUGGUAAAAGUCACUGGGAAUCGGGGUACAGGUAUCUGAAUGGAACAUAUGUCUAGGCUUGACUUGGGAGUGGGACUCUUCCAUUAUACAUUGUUUUUCAAGCCUGAACUGUCUUUUUAUCCAAAUAUACAUUGAGAAAGGGUUCACCUGUAAUUAUAACGAGUCUCUAUCUUAUUCUAGCUAUGAUGACUGUGUCGGGCACGGAGUCUCUGCAAUAUCUCUUCCUUCAGAUGAUCCUCCUCCAUACUCCUUGGAAGAUCCUUGCCUACAGUGUGAUUUAGACCUCAAUGUCUCCUCUGAAGAGAAUGCAGGCCUUCAACAGACCUCUGACACUUUGCCCUCAGAUGACUUCCAAGUUGUCCCAUCAUCUAGAACUUGGAACGUUGAGAUUGUGCACAUUCCCCUUACACCCAUGGACUCUGUUAAAGACGCCCCUCUACAGAAUCUUCCUCUUCCAGCUCCGAAUGUUUAACUCCGUUGAAUGGAUUGAUUCUACAGCAAUACACAAGCAACUUGUUUAGCAUAUCUGCUUCACACUGUAGAAAGAUGCAAUUUAUUUCACUUGCACUAGAUAAGAAACUGUAGUGUUUCGUUAACAGGAAGGAUGCGAGAUAACCCCACAAAAUUAAUAUUUAGAAUCAUCCACCAGGUGCGUCAACUCAAUUUUCUGCUCGUUCCAUUUGGUCGAAAACUGAGAAGUGCCAUUAGCGAUUGCCUAGCAAUAAAUAAUUACAAUAGCAUUGUACGUCAUCUUCUAUAAGUGUGCCUCAUUCAGGACUUGCGCGUAGCUAGGAGAAUACCUCACUAAUCUGUGGUAAUACUGUAUUGCAAAAAGUAUUAAAAUUUAUUUAUACUGAACUAGAAGCAAAAAAUAUUUUGUAUACUUAUUCACGAAUAUGACAGCUGAAGUAUAUUUGAGCACAACAGCCUCUGUCAACAUCAACUUGUGUGAGCAUUUGUGUUGAUUAUCAAGAAAUAUGUCCUGUCACCUCUUGCAAUGAUCUAGGCAACAAUUUGUCU